Messenger RNA from Carica papaya (papaya), 788 nucleotides. NCBI's taxonomy places the organism in Eukaryota, Viridiplantae, Streptophyta, Magnoliopsida, Brassicales, Caricaceae. The record is from RefSeq and is a predicted model, not a curated record.
GUUCGUUUGAAAUUAGAAAGGAGAUGAAAAUGGCGUACUGAAACUCAGCCUCUCUUACCACUCGCACAAAGCACCAGAGAGCCAUGGCCAUGGUUGUAGACACGAAGACUGAGUUUGGUUUCCCUUACUGGACCUCUGUUCUGCGUCGUUUUGGUCCUGAUUCUUCUUUCUUUGCCUCUGGAAAUAUCGAGCGAGAGCUUCUUGCUAAACAGGUUGCAUUAGAUAUAAGUGAAGAUGAAAAAAACCAGCUUCAGAAUAUGAUAGUGGAGGAGAGCAGGGAGGUAUUUUGUCCUAUAGUCGGUUGUGGGGCAAGAUUGAGUUCAUUGGAUAACUUCGAGGAUCACUAUAAUGCACGACAUUCUGCAUCUUGUUCGGUGUGCUCCAGGGUCUACCCUACUUCGCGGCUGCUUAGCAUGCAUGUAUCUGAAGCACAUGAUUCUUUCUUUCAAGCAAAAGUUGCCCGUGGUUAUGCAAUGGUAUGAUCACUUAUUACCCUUUUAUACUGGAUUGUUUAGUCAUUUUACAUUUUUAUAUGAUCUGCUACUUUGUUUUCCUGAUUGUUAGGUUUUCUUUCUUUUUCAGUCAAUACUAAAUAUUCUUUUGUUGUGUUUGACUCAAUUCUCAUUCAGAUUUUAGUUAAUAAUUUAUAUAAGCAAAAUACAGAUUUUAGUGAUUGAGCUACUAUCACUUCUCUAUGGAAGUACUGGACAGUGAGAUUUCACCCUCAACUUUAAUGGUAGAAAUUAAAUUUUCACCAUUAAAGAAUUCAAAGUGAGAUUUCACUGAAG